CAACUCCGGACUUCUUCUGUUAUGGCAAAAACUAAUGGAAAAAGUCCAAAACAAACCUUGAAUUUAUAAGCGAAAGCUAAAUCAAACCCCGAACUCUCAAUCCCUGAAAUCAGCACACCAAACUUUCUGAUCCCGGUUUAUUUUGAACCUUGAGAGGAUUUAGCCGGUAUACGCUGAAUUGGGCCGGCCCAUUGGCACAGUAUCUCACACUGGUCUGGUUUUAUUUGUUUUCUUUGUUUUUUCUUUGGUUUUUUCCUUCGUUAUAUUUUGUUUUUUCACUGGUUUUAUCUGGUUUUUCUUUCUUUGUUAUAUUUUUCCUUUCUUUAGUUUCUUUCUUGAUUUUCUUGAUUUUUCCUUUUCCUUUUGUUUUGUUUCUUUACCAGUAACCGGUUUUCUUUUUUACUCAUUUCUAAUUAUUCUUAGUACCCAAUGUAAAUUUUUAGCACAAAUAAUUUUUAUACACUUUCAACAUAUUUCAAAUAAAUUAUUUACAUUUUUUAAAUGCAUGUUUUAAAAAAAUGAAUACACGGUCAUAUUUUUCCAAAUACACGUUUUACAUUUCUUAACGACAAUAAACAUUUUAUUAAACUACACGAACAUUUUUACAUUGUUAAACAUUUUUAAAAUUGAAUAAACUGUUUUCAAACACAUGUCACGUAUAUUCUUAUAAGGGUAUGACACAUGUUUUUACAUCACACAAACUUUUUUUAUAUUGCAUAUACUUUGUUCUGAAUAUGUCACAAGCACAUUUUUUUAAACUCGUGAACAUUCUUGAAAUGUUACAUUUUUUGAAUUGACGAAACAUUUGUUUGAAUCACGCGAAUAUUAUUUACAUUGUACAUACUUUUUUUUGUAAUGCCACGUACAUUUUUGAGUGGCUGGAUUUGCUACUGGCGGCCAGUGGCAGAGCUACACUCUAAAACCUGAUUCAUAUUUGGAGACUACUCCGGAAUGGACUAGCGGUAGCAGAUGAAUUAUUGCGGAGGAAAAUAAAACCGGGAGUGUACUGUAUUGCAUGUGGCCGCGACGAGACACUGGUCCAUCGUUUUUGGCUGUGUCCAUACUCGGUUCAGUUUUUGGCUGCGACAUUUCUUUACGCAUAUGUUCAGGUUUCAAAUUUUUGAAAAAUGUAAAAUAAUUUUUUAAAAUCAUAAACCAUUUCAUAGCAUGUGAAAAGCUGUUGUAACUCUGAAUAGUUUUUGACAAAUGUGAUUUUUUUUAAAUCACGGACAGUUUAAAAAAAAUGUGAAUAGAAUUUCAAAAUUCCAAACAUGUUUUAAAAAACACAAAAGGAAACUGAAGUUUUGUCAAAAUAGAAAGCAGGAACAUUUUUUUAACUUCUGAACAAUUUUAGAAAUGUGCGAACAUUUAUUAGAUUUCACGAAUUCCUGUUAUGGUAUAGUGGGCCGGCCCAAAUUCUCGUCCGUCAGAGUAGCAGGUUAUCCCGGUCGGGAUUGUAGUAUUCCCAGUGUGCCAAACAGGUCUAGGGUUUAAAAUAGACCGGGAUUACAAGUUCAGAGUGCCAAUUUCCGGGAUUCAAAUUUCAGGGUUUGAUUUAGCUUUCACCUACAACUUCAAGGUUUGUUUUGGACUUUUUCCUUUUUUCUAGUAUCAGCUUGUGGAGCGGCCUGAGAGGAGGAAGAGAGGAUGCAAAGCGCCCGAAGAAGGUGGCCAAGGAGGAGGUGAGGCGAAACGCUUUAACAAGAUGGUUCGCUGCUCACUAGGAGAGGUGAAGACGUGUGCAAAAAUGCUACAACUUAGGCACAAGAUGAGGGUUAUCAAGGCUGGUUUUGGUUGUGUGUUUGACCUGAAGGUUGAUUCCAACAUUUCUCGUCCUUUGAUGGGCAACAUCUACACGAGGAUUGACCAUGCAACCAUGAUUCUGGACAUGGGUGAGGCGAACAAGGUUCUGCGUAUUACAAGUGAUGCUAUUCACCAUCUGUUUGGAUUCUCUCAAGGUAAUCGUACCCCUCCUAGGCCUUCGAGUGAUGGGUUUGAUGAUGCUGUUAUGAGGUUGAAGGGAAAGCUUGGGUACGCUAGGAGUGACGACAUCAAGACAAAGGAUCUGCGGAAUAUCCUCGCGGAUCUUGUGAAGGAUGAGACGAAGGAUGAUCUUGCUCUGCAGGUGUUUUACCUGAUUAUUUUCAUGAAGGUGGUUAUCCCUGGAACGUCUACACGAGUGUCCAGGGAGGCAGCAAUGGCUGAGAAUCUUAUGUUUGAGGACAUGGCAGAUAUGGACUACUGCCAGUUGGUUGUUGAUGACCUUUGAAGUGCUGUUGUUAGGUAUCAGCAAGGUACUAGCAGAGGAAAAGCUGUCACAGGCUGUGCCAUCGUGCCGCUUCUUAUGUACCUGGACUGCCUUAUCAUUGGCAAGACGCCUAAUGUUGACUUGAGGAUGCCUCGCAUCAAUUACAUGGAUCAUGCCAAGCUUCUUGAGCUCGUUGCGGCUGACUUGGUCAGGAAAGGUGAUGACGACCCAGCCAACUGGGUGUUUGGGAGACUACCUGUGAGUGUUUCUUCUUUUCUGUGUAGUUAGUACUGCCUUUGUGUGCAUGGUUGAACUUCUGCUAUGUACAUAGAUGGCCUUCUGGUUCAUAUAGAUGAGUAAAUUAGUUGAACUGCUUGGCUUAUAUGGUAUUACUGCCUUUGUGUACAUAUGUGAAUUUCUGGAUAUAUUCAUAUGAAAUAAGCUAAACUUUGUUGUUGCACAUGCAUGGUUGAACUUCUGCUAUGUAAAUUUCCAACAUUUUUGAAAGCAUGUUAACUUCUAGCCAUACAUGGUUGCUCUGCCUAUGUAUACAUAGUUGGACUUCUGAAAUGUACUACGUGUGUAGGCAUUAGUGGAAUUUUUGGUGUAGUUUGUGUAUCUGACUGUUCUGCCUUUUUUUCCUUGUCAUUGUCUUUUUUUUCAGUAUCAGUUGUGGUACUAACUUGAACUUUUGCUACUGUCUUCUAUAUUUCUGCUUCCAUGUUCAUUCAUAUAUGUACUGGAAGACACGGGCUGAGGUUGUGUUCUUUAGGGUUAUCGAACGUCCUAUUCUUACUAUGCCUCGUGCUGCCGGCCUAGGUAGUGGAAGUUCUCCGAGAUUUGAAUUCUCGCGGGAUGUUAACACUGGUGCCCCCUGUAGAUCUAGGAGGUUCUUCUGCCCGUGUGAGUGCUGCAGGUAGCGUUUCUUCCUAGAGUUUGUUCGAUGAUGCGAAUAUUUCCCUUUUCUAGGAUUGUUGGACUUCUAGAAACUGUUUGGGGAGAGAUGGCUCGUGUUCUGACAACGGUUGAGCGUGUUAGUUGCAUGGAUGGGAUUCUUCCUCCCGGCCACGGUUUUGAUGCUGAGUCUUCGAAGGAGAUUUUUUUGAUUGAAGCUAAAUAUCUUGCUGAGCUUCGUGAGAGCACUUCCCACCUCCGGGCUAGUUUUAUGUUGUUCAAGGAAAUGCAGGACGCCCGUUGCAAGCCUUUUGAAGAUGAGACAAGUGUUGUUGUGAGAGAGAUUCAGAGGCAGGACCCCGUUCGUUUGGGUCAUGAAGGAGGCCAUGUGGAGCGUACUGAAGAGGCUGUUGAUGAUGGUGCUGGGGUUAGGGAGGAUGUUUUACCUGUGCAUGAAGAUGAUCAUGUGCAUGAAGCUGCCCAUGUGCAUGAUCCUUGCCCCUCUAGUGAUGUAUUAGUUGAUGAGGUUCAUGGUAGUGAAAAUAAGCAGCAUAAUGAUGAUGUUAGUGUUGCUCUAGAGAAGGCUGCAGACAUGUCCGUCUCAGGCGCCGGCUGCUUCGACGGGGUGGUCCUGACUGAACCUCAGUCGUCCGUUGGCGCUGAGGUUUCUGAUGCUAAGAAGGGCAAGACAACUGGAGACAUCAUUUUGGAGAAAGAUCAUGUUGAGUCUGCUGUACAAACUGGUGGUAGUGCUACUGCAAGCCCGGAGAAGUCUCCUGCAGCAGAGCCAUCAGUUGAUGUUGAUGCUGUAUAGGCACAACCAAAUAUUUUUCUUGUUUCAGAUUCUCCGGUUGCUACAGCUGCUGCUGGUGUCCUUCGCGACGACACUGCAACGUCUACUGGAGACGACGAUGAAGAUACCGAAAGCGAUAGCUAUGGAGAGGAGGUUGAUCAUUCUAGUGCUGCCACUGGUCUAGGCAAGGAUCCAUGAAGAGAGGAGCAUGCUUCUCUCUUCUUUCCCCCUCCCCUCCCCUCUUUGUUGUUUGGUUUUAGUCCAUGAUAUCCCCUGUGAACUGCCUGUGUGGUCUAAGUUGAACUUCUGGUUUUGUUGUUUGUCGUGUGGGUUGUAAAGAAUGUUAAGUGAACCUGUUUUUCUAUGUGGGUGGAGGUUUGUAAUGCAUGUGUUGUGAUGUCUA
This is a messenger RNA of Triticum aestivum (bread wheat), 4338 nucleotides long. RefSeq lists its product as uncharacterized. Lineage: Eukaryota; Viridiplantae; Streptophyta; Magnoliopsida; Poales; Poaceae. The transcript is spliced from 3 exons. The record is from RefSeq and is a predicted model, not a curated record. The coding region runs from base 3192 to 3956 and encodes 254 amino acids.